AUGAGAAAAUGGCUUCUUCAUCAUCGUGGCCCUCGCCUCUCUCGUCCCCUACCAAAUCUACGCUCUAUUCCUUGGCAUCACUUCUUCAGCACCGCAAAGGCGCAUCUCAAGGACAGCCACGAUCCUCGCAUUCGGGACUUUGGGAGACGCAUACAUGACGAUUACGCUACUAUUCGCGAGAAUUACGCAACGCCGAAACAUCCCAUCGUCCUAGCCCACGGCCUCCUCGGCUUCUCCGAGCUCAGAGUCUCGGCCCUCCUCCCGCCAAUCGAGUACUGGCACGGCAUCAAGCAGGCCCUCAGGCAGAACAACUGCGCCGUCAUCACCGCGUCCGUCCCGCCGACGGGGUCCAUCGAGGAGCGCGCCGCCAAGCUCGCCGCCGACAUUCUCGCGCAAACCAGCAGGGACGAACGUGACGCGCCGCCGACGGUGAACAUCAUCGCCCACAGCAUGGGCGGGCUCGACGCGCGCUACAUGAUUUCGCGGCUGAAGCCCGUGUUGAAAAACGUGCGCGUGGCCUCGCUCGUGACAAUCGCCACGCCGCACCGCGGCAGCCCGUUUGCGGAUUACCUCGUCGAGCGCGGCGCCGGGCCGCUCCACCUGCCGCGGCUGUACAGCAUCAUCCGGCGCGCGGGGCUGGGGACCUCUGCGUUUGGCCAGCUGACGACGCGGUACAUGCGCGACGAGUUCAAUCCGCGGGUGCGUGACGAUGAGGCCGUCAGGUACUUUUCGUACGGGGCGGCGAUUGACGAGCCUUCGCUGCUGGGGGCCUUUCGGCUGCCGCACGGCGUGGUGGGCAGGGCCGAGGGGGAGAAUGACGGGCUGGUGAGCGUGGAGAGCAGUCGAUGGGGAGUGUAUCGGGGGACAUUGAUGGGGGUGAGUCACUUGGAUUUGAUCAAUUGGUCGAACCGGGCGGCGUGGACGGUGAGGGAGUGGAUGGGGAUGAAGAGGACGUUUAAUGCGGUUGCGUUUUACCUUGAUGUGGCUGAUAUGCUGGCCAAGGAGGGAUUAUAACUUUGUACUUGUAUGAUUGUAUAUGUGUUUCGAAAGG
This is a messenger RNA of Trichoderma atroviride IMI 206040, 1051 nucleotides long. RefSeq lists its product as uncharacterized. NCBI's taxonomy places the organism in Eukaryota, Fungi, Ascomycota, Sordariomycetes, Hypocreales, Hypocreaceae. Gene Ontology annotation, molecular function: triacylglycerol lipase activity. The record is from RefSeq and is a predicted model, not a curated record. Gene Ontology annotation, biological process: lipid metabolic process.